GGAGCGCUGGCGCCGCUGCCCCCGGCCCCGCGGGAGCGCGCCAUGGAGCCGCGGGUCACCCUGCGCGUCACCUGCCGCGGCGACACCCGCACCUUCCUCGUGUCCGACCCGGCGCACACGACGUGGGCCGAUGUGGAGGCCAUGGUUAAAGUUUCAUUUGGCCUGGACAACAUUCAGAUCAAAUACAUUGAUGAGGAUAAUGAUGAGGUCUCUGUGAACAGCAAAGAGGAAUAUGAAGAAGCUCUGAAGAUUGCAGUUAAACAAGGAAAUCAGCUCCAGAUGAAUGCCUAUGAAAAGAACUCUUCUCAUGCUUUGCAACUACAUGAAAAAAAAGUUACAGAAAAACUGGUGCUUUUUAAAGAUGAGAAGAAACCACUUUUGCAUUAUUCCAUGCUGGCUCAGGGAUUAGAGGAAGAAUUAAAAAACAAUGAGGAGCUGACCAUUCAGCAAAAGUUAAAUCAGACCAGAACAGAAAGCACAAAUGAAAAUCCUCCAGAAUGGUUUACUAGCUACUUGGAAACAUUCAGGGAACAAGUAGUUAAGGAGACUGUUGAGAGGCUGGAGCAGAAGCUGUAUGAGAAGCUUGUUCAUCACCAUCAACCUGCAGACUUUGGAGAGAGCUCGGUUGCAGCAGCCCCGCAGAGCCCGGCGGGGAGCGGCGGCCAGGGUGACUGGGACUGGCUGAUGGCCUGCAGCAGCUGCCAGGCCCCCAUCGUUGGGGUGCGCUACCAGUGCAGCCUUUGUCCAGCCUACAAUAUCUGUGAGGAGUGUGAAGCAGGAACAUAUGCACACGACCCAAACCAUGUGUUGCUGAAGCUGCGCAGACCCAUCCCCUGUGUCACUGACAAUUACAGCCUGGCAGAGCUGUCCCCACGCCUGCCUGCCACUCUGGAGCAAGUCAGGCUCCAGAAACAGAUGGACAAAAGAUUUCUGAAGGCAGAGAAGCAAAGAUUGCGAGCAGAAAAGAAACAGCGGAAAGCAGAGGUCCGAGAGCUCAAAAAGCAGCUAAAAUUGCACAGGAAAAUUCAUCUGUGGAACUCUAUCCAUGUAUUGGAAACAAAUGGCUCAGCUGCUCUGAAAUCUGAGAGUCUCCAGCCUAAUAACUUCUUGAGCCCUAAUCAACCCUUCCAAGCAAUUGUCCCAACACUAAGUGCAGUAUUUGUGGAUGAGAAUUUACCUGAUGGUACUCACUUGAAACCAGGAACAAAAUUUAUCAAACACUGGAGAAUGAAAAAUACUGGCAACGUGGAAUGGAGCUCAGACACAAAGUUGAAACUUAUGUGGGGGAAUCUGACCUUGGCAUCUUCUGAGAAAAAAGAUGUGUUAGUGCCAUCCCUUCCGUCUGGACAAGUAGGAACUGUUUCAGUUGAGUUUGUAGCUCCCAACAUAGAAGGAACUUACACUUCUCACUGGAGACUGUCACACAGAGGGGAGCAGUUUGGGCCAAGGAUCUGGUGCAGUAUUGUUGUGGAUCCCUCUCCAGCUGCUGAUUACAUAGAAAGUGAUUGGAAGGAUUCUGACUCCUGUCAGAAGAGUGGAGCUUCCAGAACCAAGCAGGAUGCUUCCUUAAAGACAGAAACAGGUGCUCAACUGAUAGGUGAAGUUGCAGAGCAGGCUGAAAUACCUCUGCCAACUGUUCCUUUAAAGAUCAAAAAUCUGCCAAGUGAGAGAGAAUUUUAUAUCCCAUCUGUUGAUCUCCUCACUGCACAGGAUUUGCUGUCCUUUGAGCUGUUGGACAUUAAUAUUGUGCAGGAAUUGGAGCGAGUGCCACACAAUACUCCUGUUGACAUGACUCCAUGCAUGUCCCCUCUGCCACGUGACAGCCCCUUGCUGGAGAAACCUGGCUUAGGUCAGAUAGAGGAGGAGAACGAGGGCAGUGGAUUUAAACUAGUGCCUGGAAUGGCAGAAGGCUGCCUCUCUGUGGACUCUCCUGUGGUGAAAGUGAAAGCUGAACAUGCAUUGAACCAGGAGGAAGGGGAAGAAGAUAUGAGUGGGACUCAAUUUGUCUGUGAAACUGUAAUUCGUUCUCUGACUCUGGAUGCUGCACCUGACCACAAACCCCCACAAAAAACCCCAAAAGUUCUCCAGAACUCUUUGCAAACAUUGCAAGAAACCUUUAGUUGCAAUAUGAUAAGUGAAGAAUCUCCUGUGAUAAACAGUAAUUCUACUUCCAAAAAGGAAGCAAAGAUUCAUCAGUCAGAACCAGUGACAGAAAAUUCCUGUGGGGACCUUCCACUGUCUGAUGAGAGCACAAGCCCCCAUAGUGGUACUGGUGAUGAAGAGGAAGAUGAUAAAGAUGAUGUUCAGAGUCAGUGCUCCUCUGCUUCCUCAGAGGAUUAUAUCAUCAUCCUCCCUGAGUGCUUUGACACCAGUCGGCCCUUGGGUGACUCCAUGUACAGUUCAGCUCUUUCUCAGCCUGGUGUGGACAAGGCAGGAGAACCUGAAACAGCAGCAGAGGACCCAGAAGGGGGAAGCCAGCCACAGAUCCAGAGGGUCAGUGAUACACUGACAACUUCCCAAACACUGGCUGCAGUACCAUUAACCCCAGAGACUGUGGACAGCUUACCCCAGGCACAAAGGAAUCUUUCAUCUCUUCAGAAUUCUACCUUCCAAGAAACAAACACACCAGCUUCAGAGAAUAUCUCUUCUGCUCCUCAUGAUCAAAUACAAAACCAAGAACCCAGUGGUGAAGAUAAUCAUGGGCCAGGAUCUUCUGCAUUUCUCACUAAGUUCUCAGAGUACCCGAGGUACCCUCAAGGAAGCAGCAUUGCAGGAGAACUCGUGAAAGGAGCUUUGUCAGUAGCUGCUUCUGCCUACAAAGCAUUAUUUGCUGGACCACCCAUUAUUGAACAGCAGCCUGCAGCUCCAGAAGAGCAGACUGCUGCUCUGCUGUCCAGCCUGUGUGAGAUGGGAUUCUGUGACAGGCAGUUAAACCUGAGGCUGCUGAAGAAACACAACAAUAACAUGAUUGAAGUGGUGACUGAAUUGCUUCAGAUCAGCAACAGAGACUGGUGCAGUAGGUGCUAAACCUGCUGCUUGGAGAGAGGAAUAGUCUUCAUUGAGUAAACUCUAAUUCAAGAUUGCAAGAGUAGCAAUGCUGCUCCUCAGUGCUGUUUGGAGGUUUGACUUAAAACUUCAGCGUUUCUUGGAGCAUUUGACUUUUCUUUUUCUUUACCCUCAUGGAAAUGUCAAACAACCCUUGUGGCAUCUCUUGAAAUGGAUACCAGAAUUUCAGUUUUUAUUUGGACCUUGUAGUUAAAUGAGUAGUCUUUUUAAAUCUCUGAUUUCAGAUCAAAUCCUUUUACCAGGGAAUCAUGUAGAACUAAACUUUGUACCCAGAUGAGAACUUCCCAUUUUAUUGUGUGUACACAUUUUUUUAGGCAGCUGGGAUUUUUUUUCUUGGCUUAUUAGCUUUGGAAUAGAAACCAAUGUAAAAUGCUGCUGUAAAAUGUAGUCCUGCUUAAUUUCCAAGAGAUGCCUGAAAGUAGGAGUUUUUUUUGUUUCUUCUGAGGAUUUAGUAAUUGGUUUUCCAAUGUGUCAUAGUAAAGUGAC
Molecule: messenger RNA, 3552 nt
Organism: Catharus ustulatus (Swainson's thrush)
Lineage: Eukaryota; Metazoa; Chordata; Aves; Passeriformes; Turdidae
Product: next to BRCA1 gene 1 protein-like
Exons: 21
Coding region: 43-3027 (994 amino acids)
Biological process (GO): macroautophagy
Cellular component (GO): phagophore assembly site
Molecular function (GO): ubiquitin binding; zinc ion binding
Source: RefSeq, a predicted model, not a curated record